Cadophora gregata is the source of this 300-nucleotide messenger RNA. RefSeq lists its product as uncharacterized. The record is from RefSeq and is a predicted model, not a curated record. Bases 1 to 300 code for a protein of 99 amino acids. The transcript has a single exon. Lineage: Eukaryota; Fungi; Ascomycota; Leotiomycetes; Helotiales; Ploettnerulaceae.
AUGACCUCCAAAUCUCCAACAUCCAGUACCAUACCGACCAAUCAGCCACCGAGGUCAGAUCUCGUUCUUGACCCCCGCGAAAACGACCUCGUCGCCGUCAAUUUUGGGACUGGAGGCGAAGGCAGGCAAGGCGCCAACAUGCUUUCACGGCACCUUCAUGGCCCGGCCAGACUCACAUUCUCUACUCCCCGCUUCAACAUCAGACUCCAACACUCGCUCUUCGUUGCCACACUCAAUGCCUUUUCAUACGGUACACACCACUUCCAACAACAAACCCUUGGGCAAAUCUACCUAGGGUGA